CAUUAUUGGAUCACCAAGAUCUAUGAAGUAGAUACUACUUUAUAGAUCUUGUUAGAUCACGGCCUUAUAAUCAUGAACUAUGAUUAAUAUGACGGAACACUGACGGGCGGGAGCAGGGAGAGGACGUAUAGACGCAUAGAAUAAUAUAGAGAUGGCGUUUUGUAUAUAAAUUAUAAACAGUAGAAUCAAGUUGAAACCAUCGAGGAGGCAGUUUACAAUAAUCUUAUCGUGUAGAUCGCGCUGCAAAUCAUUACAAUUUUUGUAAAAUAUGUAAAUUGAUAAUAUGAUAUUCUAAAAUGCCUAGUAGUUUUGUUUGUGGCAGAACAAGAAAUAAAAAUUCCACAAUUGAAGAUAUUACUUUUCAUAAGUUUCCUGUUAAUGAAAAAGUUAGAGACAAAUGGAAGAAUUUUGUUUUGGAAAAUAAAUUAAAUAUACAUAGUAUAAAUAAAUAUUCUGUUGUUUGUUCAAAACAUUUUCUUGAGACAUGUUUUGUGAUGCGGAAUAAUAAAAGAUUCUUAGUGGGAAAUGCAGUACCAUCAAAAAUAAUUUUAAGGGUCAAAAGUGCUAGAAAUUUGUAUUCCGAAGAAGUCAAACUACUAAAUCAGCCAAUUGUGUGUUCUGAUAAUGAACCAAAAAGUAGUUUUAAAGUAACACAGACCCUGAUAAAGGUACCUGAUUAUGUUAUUUGUAAUGGAGAAUCAGUAUCAGAUUUCAACAAAUCUACCUUCUCAAAUACAAACACCUCUGUUAGCGCCAAGGAACAUGAAGAUCAAGUAGUUGGUUUUACUAUUUAAUUAACAUUGUUUAAUAAUA
This is a messenger RNA of Acyrthosiphon pisum (pea aphid), 813 nucleotides long. Its product is annotated as THAP domain-containing protein 1-like. The transcript is spliced from 5 exons. Gene Ontology annotation, molecular function: sequence-specific DNA binding. The coding region runs from base 297 to 794 and encodes 165 amino acids. NCBI's taxonomy places the organism in Eukaryota, Metazoa, Arthropoda, Insecta, Hemiptera, Aphididae. The record is from RefSeq and is a predicted model, not a curated record.